GGUCGCGGCGCGGCGGCACCGGGAAGGGAGCGGCGCGCACCGGGAGCGCCAUGGACGCGCCCUCCGCCGCCGGGCUGGGCGGGGCCGACCCCCAGCUCCAGCGCUUCAUCGAGGUGGAGACGCAGAAGCAGCGCUUCCAGCAGCUGGUGCACCAGAUGACCGAGCUCUGCUGGGAGAAGUGCAUGGACAAGCCGGGCCCCAAGCUGGACAGCCGGGCCGAGACGUGCUUCGUGAACUGCGUGGAGCGCUUCAUCGACACGAGCCAGUUCAUCCUGAACCGGCUGGAGCAGACGCAGAAGUCCAAGUCGGCCUUUUCGGAGAGCCUGUCCGACUGAGCUGGACCCAGCCCCUCGCCCGUGCCCGCUCCGCUGCCCGAAGGAGCCAGGACCGGCUCGGGGCCGGGGGGGGGGGCGGUUAGGAUUUAAUUAAACGCCAGUCUCGGGGAAGUUGCAGCCAGAUGAGAGCCCACGACAGACACGGGGACGCUCCGCGUCGGGGUGAUGUGCUGCUCCCGGUGCCGUGCGGGGAGCGUUGGGAACGCGUCCCCUUGGCUGAGCACAGGGGCUGCUGCUGCUGCUGGUUUCACGGAUGCUCCCGGCGCUGAUGGGAAGCUGGGCUCUGGGUCGCUGCCUUAAACAGUGCUGCACAAACCAGCCCCGCUGGGCACAUCCUCAGCUGCCCCCGGGCACCGUGGCUGCAGGCUGGGACGGGCUCCCUUGAGCAAGAAGAGCGUGUUGGGAACAGUGAUCAUCCCAGGCAGUGCCACUGCUGGAAAAUACUUCCAGGCUUCCAUAGGUAAAUCAUUCGUAUGGCCAAGUGACCAAUUUUCACACUGCAGCACAACUCUGUCGAUGCUGAUUUGCUCCAUUAACUGCUUUCCCUGGGUAAAUGUAAUAAAUAUUAACUGGGUCAAUUUUUAA
Molecule: messenger RNA, 920 nt
Organism: Hirundo rustica (Barn swallow)
Lineage: Eukaryota; Metazoa; Chordata; Aves; Passeriformes; Hirundinidae
Gene: TIMM8A
Product: translocase of inner mitochondrial membrane 8A
Exons: 2
Coding region: 51-335 (94 amino acids)
Source: RefSeq, a predicted model, not a curated record